Molecule: messenger RNA, 3981 nt
Organism: Podospora pseudopauciseta
Lineage: Eukaryota; Fungi; Ascomycota; Sordariomycetes; Sordariales; Podosporaceae
Gene: CAT8
Product: DNA-binding transcription factor cat8
Exons: 4
Coding region: 795-3548 (917 amino acids)
Biological process (GO): regulation of DNA-templated transcription; DNA-templated transcription
Molecular function (GO): DNA binding; DNA-binding transcription factor activity, RNA polymerase II-specific; zinc ion binding
Source: RefSeq, a predicted model, not a curated record
CAGCCAUCCAAUGAUUUGUCUGGAUUUCCAACCCCUACAACCCUGCCACGCCGCUCCGGCCAAGGGUGCGCCUGGUUGCGAGUGCUGACCGACCGUUUCCAUUUUUUCUCCGCAGAUUCAAUCGCAUUUGGACUGGGCCAAGGUCGACCAGAGCCAGAGAGACCAGACUCCGCGUGGGCCGAAGUCCCCAACGUGCCAGCGGACGAGGGCCUGCAGCUUGGCUGUCCACGGCGCCUUUCCCUUUUUUCCCUCACCUCCCGGGCACACACACUCGUCCUGGCUUAUCAUCCCCCGUUCCGACUCUGGGCAGGGCAUGUUGUCAUUCAUAUUAAACCCACCCGCCCCGCCUGUCACGUCUCCCAAUUCCCCCCUCUCGAAUAUAGAUUUGCCUCUUUUUACUCUAGAAUUCAAAAUCUUUUGUCUGGUCCAUCCAUCAGUCAGUCCAUGGUAAACGAGACACCUGCACUACGACGACAAAGCCACGGGGUCCGAGACAGCUGGUGAGGUCUACCCUGCUACUGAUCGCAUCGCCCGCACCUCCCGUUCAGCCAUUCCGCGCCGCCCGCAGCCCGAUACCACCGCCACCAUCACUUCUACUCUCAGCAAAAAAAAAAAUCAUACUGCGACGUUUUUUUUUUUGUUGUGUAACGGUAUCACUGUGCGAAUGAGAGGAUAUCGAUAGGCUAUUUAUUUUUGUUGUUGAAGAAAGAACGAAAAGAAGAAGCAAACGAAUUCAGGGGUUAUUUUUUUGUCGACCAAAACACAGACAGCAAGCAAUCAACAAGACCGCCAAAAUGCCAGGAAUUCUGCCUAUGAAGGUCAUCAAGGUGGGCACGAGCUCCCAGAGCCGUAUUGCCCAGGCCUGCGACAGAUGCCGCAGCAAGAAGAUUCGCUGCGAUGGCAUUCGACCUUGCUGCUCGCAGUGCGCCAAUGUUGGCUUUGAAUGCCGCACCAGUGACAAGCUCAGCCGUCGUGCCUUUCCAAGAGGCUACACCGAGUCGCUCGAGGAGCGCGUCCGCGCCUUGGAGUCGGAGGUUAGGGAGUUGAAGGAUCUGUUGGACGAGAAGGAUGAGAAGAUCGACAUGUUGUCCAAGAUGCACAGCAACCGACGGUCACCGGCGGAAUCACCACACAGAUCACCACCGCCAACCAGUGUGAGACUGGAGUCUAGCCCACCACCAAGGGAAGAUACCUUCCGUGUCCAGGCCUCACCGUUGCUGCUCGGUGUUGAGAAUUCGGAUUCGUACUUCAUGGGCGCGUCGAGCGGGCGGAGCUUCAUUGAAUCAUGCAAGAGGAAGAUGCAGGAGAAUGGCAAGUCGUGUGCCGAUUUCAAUCCAGAAGCGUUCUUGCACAUCCAGGGGUGCUAUCCUCUCGCACAAAAACAACCAUCGCCGCAGAUGAGGGUUCCUCCACGGUUGUUCACCGACCGCUGCGUUAAUGUUUACUUCCAGGAGUGGUCGCCCCUUUUCCCGGUCCUUCACAAGCCGACUUUUCUUCGCGUCUACGAGGAGUUUGUGGCGGACCCGGAUAAGAUCAAGAACAACCACAAGCUUGCGCAGCUGUACUUGGUCUUCGCGAUCGCUGCGCUGUCGAGUGAACAACCAGAUCUCGAGCAGAUCGCGGCGUGUGAACAGCAGUGGCAGCGGGCCCUCGAGGCGAUUCUCAUGGAUAAUACCAUGGUGACGCUUCAGUGCCUGUUGCUUGCUCUCAUGUACUGCACCAUUCGGGCUGACUACAAGAGGCUCCAGCACUACAAGGGCAUUGCUGUUGGUUUGUCGCACCGGUUGGGACUCCACCAGAGCCAGAAACGGUUCUCGUUUGGUGUCUUGACAAUCGAGACCCGUAAGAAGGUCUUUUGGUCGCUUUAUAUGCUUGAUUGCUUCUCUGCUGCCCUGCUCGGCCUCCCCAAGCUCCUCAAGGAAGAGGACAUCCACUGCGAGUUCCCAUCCGACACAGACGACGAAUACGUCACGGAGAAGGGGUUCCAGCCGAGCCUUCCUGGCGAGGCGACCCGUUUGUCCAACGCGCUCGCCCUCUUCCGGGGAUCCCAAGUGCUCGCAAAGGUGCUCGAGAAGAUUUACCCUUCGGCCACCUCGCACGACCUGUCUCUCCAGCAAAUGUCCGCUCUCGAGGCCGAGCUGGACGAGUGGUACAAUAACCUGCCCCAGCACCUCAAACUCACCUUCAAGCAGGACAAGCCCUCGACCGACGUGACAGGCAGCCGGUCCCCUAUCCUUGCCCUUGCAUACUACUACAUCCGAACCCUGAUUUACCGCCCCGCAGUGACGUCUGGCCUGGGGCCCAAGGCGGCCCCGGCGCUGCUGUCGGUCGGCGAGUCGAGCAAGUGCAUUAUUCAGAUUAUUCAGCUGCUCGAGGAGCGGAGCCUGAGCUUUUCAUUUUGCCUGAACAAGUACGACACGCUUAUUCUCUGUGGCAUGGUUUUGCUUUUUCAGACGUUGGACCUCAAGCCGGAUAGCAAGGUGUUGAAGGACCACGAGAAGCUGGUCAACGCGGUGAUCAAGGUGGUGGAUAGGGCAAAAGCCCCGGGGUGCUAUGACUUCAAGAGGGUGGCAGGGAUGUUGAUCGCGGUGGAGGAGCCGCCGGCGGUGGUGGUGCCAGCAGCAACGUCGCCCCCGCAGAGUUUGCCGACCCCGCCGAGGCAAAGCCCGGAUUGUGCUGCUGCUCCGCAUCAGUUGGGUCAGCAGCAACACCGAGCUUCACCCGGGGCUGCUCCGUCGCCGACGACGACCACGACGAUCCACAAGACCAUCAACAACAACAGUCAGCGGCACAGCAUGAGCGAGACGGACCUGAGGAUGCAGCAGGAGAAGUUGAGAAGAAUCUCCAUGCCGCAACCGCAACUGCAACAACACAUCCAGCAAGCUCGGGAUUUUUCCUCACGGACCCAAAGGGCGUCGUUUGACGGAGCAAGACCGCCGAAUGUGCCUCUUCUUCAGAGAGAUCAAAGGCUUAGCAUGAGCAGCAGCCAUGCGCACCACCCUCACAACAUCAUGGCACGGAUCUCGACGCCGUCGUCGCCCGUGCAGGCCCGUCCUCCGCCGCAGAGCCUGAUAAGCCAGGCGCAGAUCUUUGCGCAGAUGCAGAAGCACUCUGGGGCCAGCACGUCGGAGUGGCAGGCGCUGCUGACGAGCAUUGAGGGGGAUCAUCUGAAUGUGUAUGAUGCUAUUUAUGGGGGGCCGGGGUUGAGCAUGGCUACUGCUGGAGACGCAAGUCCUGUGAGUGUGAGUGCUACUUCCGUGCCGACGGCGGGGGGGUGGUCGCCUGAGAGUUGGGAUGUGACGGGGUUUAAUUUGGGGGAUUUCGGUGGGGGACAAAACGGUGGUGGGCAUGGGACGGCGCAGAGUGUGUUGAGUUUGCCGAGCGAGGAUAGUUUGAGUUGUAGUGAGGCUGAGAUGGGCGGGCCGCCGGGGGGGGGGAUGAGGUUGGAUGGGUUGGGGGAUUUUGGGAGGGGGGGUUUGAUGGGAGGGGGGGGUUGUUCGGUUGCUGGGGAGGGGUAUUUGGUUGAUGGGUUGGAGUUUGGAAUCUGAUGUAUAGGUAUCUUGACUUUUUGACGAGUUUCAAGGGCGUGGAGUAUUGGAGUUGGGUUUGGUAUUUAUUCUCGGUUGGGGGGCGAGGGACCUGGAAUUGGGCUUGGAUACCGACAGUACCGGCUGGAGUUUUCGAAAGUCAUUCAUCAUCGGGUGGUAUUUGGUUCUAUGAUGACAGGUUGCAAAGCUUGCAUUUGUUGGAUCUUUUCGGUGGGGGGAUGGGGGGAUGGUGGUGUUUAUAUUAACGCUCGCUUUGUUUUUUUCUUCUUUUUUCUUUUUUUGAGCGGAUGGAUAUUAUUGUCUUUUUUGGGGAUUCUUGGGGUUUAUAUGGUUCAACAUAUGGUUAUUUUAGUUACAGACGGAUUUUUGGUCAGUUAGUAUAGCGGGAUUUUAGCUAUCAAUGAAUGGAGUCAAAAGCAUUCAUACACAUCCA